AAGAAACCUUAACAUUUAAGUCUAAGAUGGGAGCAGGAGAGCUCCACUGGAAUGUAAAGUUGACACUGAGGAGACUGUUGACUUACUCCUACAAAUAAAUGACAACAGUCAGGAGCUAUAAGAGACCCCACACUGUGUGACCUGAAGUUUUUCACUCCUGCUGAGGGCGCAACCAUCAGGGGUCUUGUUCUCUUCAGGAGGCUGAUCUGCAGAGAACUCCAACAGCAGGUUGUGUUUUUUUUUUUAUUUCCAGAUCAAGCUAUGACAUGGGAGGAGUCGAAAGGUAAAUUAUUCAGUCAUUAGUGACCUUAAUUCAGCAUGCAAGUGAUCCCAUACUGUUCAGUAGCUUUCAUCAAAAUUUCACUCAAGGUACAUGUUAAUUAUGUUUCUCUAAUUGCAUUGCAGAAACAUCCUUCUCUACCUCAUAUGCUGCUGCUAUCUGAUCCCCCGAUAUCUGUGCACAGGACUUCACUCUCAGAGUAAGUUAUCUUCUUUCCUGCGGUGAUUAACUAGUUAGUUAAUCAUAUCAAAGGAAGGAACGGUUGUGUUUGAGUUUAAGUAAGUGGUGCACUCUGUUGCUGCUAACUGUAGCAUAUUUUUCCUCCGGACAUGCUGAAUAUGGGGCACUUUUCUUUUAACACAUGCAUGCAGUAUGAUGUAAAAGCACUACUGCCUUCUAGCACACACUGCUGGACUUAUCUAUUUUUUAUGACAUAUAUCCCGUGUGGUUCUGUGUUGCAGUGUUUACAUUUCUGAGUUAGCAAGACCAGCUGUGUGCCUCCAUGUCAUGUAGCUUCAGCUGUGCUCUGUAUGAUUUCACAUGAGCAAACUGGAUCAAUAAUUGCAAUUGUGUUAAAACAUUACAAAGCAUGAAAUCAGUGGUAACUCUGAGUCACAUAUUUGAACAGUGUCAGGUGUUUUGAUACAGCAUACAAUGUUGGCACCCUGAAUGGAAAAUACAGAAAGGAAGGCUCUGUCAAUUGCGGACCAUAUUCAAACUUGAUAAAGACCUUUAACUUCCUGCCCAGAUGUGUUAAAGCAGGAAAAUGUAGAGUUGAAGUGUCAAAGAGGAAACCACAAACAGCCAGAGAUAGCCUAAUAUUUAUUCAAGGCAGUGGAGCAGCUUUCCAAACACUGAGCUUUUAUUCCCUCCUCACACUGGCACAUGCACACACUCACAAACACACAUGCACACACUCUCUCUGUUCCACAACUAAAGCGGCCUGCUUCUGUUUCCAUCUUGCAGCUGUGAGAUUUUCCUCUCAAGUUGGUAUUCAUGGGGAGCAGCAUUUCAUGUGCCCUCAGAUCAACGUCGGGGAGGAUCGCUUCCCAGGUGAAUUCACAGGAACAAAGCUUUUGUUGUGGUUUGUACUUGCUUGACAUUUGCCUUAACCCUGCAAGAAAAGAAAUGCAUCACGUCAGUCCAAGGGGUUUCACAACUCAUCAUCUGGUCAACUACUUUAACCACUAGUUGGUGCUGUAGCUGAGAGUCAACUAGUCUUUUUUUUCUUCUCCCCCAAUAUUUUUGUGUUCAAGCACCAUUAAAUAGUGUCAUCUGCAUCAUCCUAAUUAAUGAGAGGUCUACAGACAUCUUCACACCUCUGCUUUUUAACCCUUUACUGUGUAAGUUAUCCCCUUUAUCAGGAGGUUUGGUAAUGUUUCUCUCAUCUGUUGAGUGGAGCUUUGUCUGUGGAUGCUUUUCCACACCAAUGCAAUACAAAACAAACGCAGAUCAAUAAAUACGUGUUUGUUUUUACUAAAAUUGUCUUUUUCAGGAAAUAAGCCUAACACAAAAGGUUUUAAAUCAAGUCAUAUUGAUUCAGAGAUAAUCUUUUUUUUUAUUGUUGUUCAUACCUGUUCCCAAAACAUAAAUUUUCCUGCCUUGCGAAAUACAAUGAAACAGCAUCUCUUAAGUUUGCAUUUUGCGCAGAUAUCUGGUCUGUUUUUGUUACACUGAUGGAAGUUGGCAGGUGUCACGUAUCACAUAAACCAUUUAUAAUGUAACUGCAUAAGAUGAGUAUUUAUGGACCAAGUAUAGACACCAGCACAAGCUACUUCCCAAAUUGCAGGUUUCCUCUCUUGGCAUUUUGUUGAUAUUUUGAGUUUUCAGAGGAGUUAAAAAUUAGCAGGUGGUAAAAUUUUGGUAUCAGACCUUUUCCCAAACUGUCUGUCAUUAUUGUUUUUUUCUAAAGGUGAAUAUUUGAGUCUGAGAACACAUUUUCUUUUUAUCUAAAAAAUGGGAGUUACUUGAAGAAGCGCUUUCAGUAAAAGUUAAAUUUAAUCAUUAGAGUCCAGCAGAUACAGGUCUUGGAUCAUAAUGAGUCCUUUUAAAAUCUGUAUUUCAAAUGUUUAAUCAAAAUCAACUUCAAAAUGAAUUUCAGUUCCUUCUAUCGAAUUUUAUUUUGUUAUUCCUGCACCCUCAGGAUUUUACAUCAUGUCCCAGUUCCACAUAGCAGAACUGGCAAGAAGAGGGACGGUCAAAAAGGUCCCUGGAUCAUCUCCUCUGCAUGUUGCUUAUCAAAUAGGCCCAGCGUUCAACUUCAGGAUCAACACAAGGUGAGCAACAAAGCGUCAGAAUGAGUCAACACUGACAUCUAGUGGUCAAAAUGGCUUAACACCAUCUACCCUGUCCAUGGUCCUGAACAUUAGAGAUAGGACUCAUCCUCACAAAUAUUUUUAUUCCAUACUACAGCCUAAAAACUUUCCGGACAAUCUUAGAAUUGUAUAUGAUGAUUUGGCUUCCUCAAAUUAUAUAGUAGGUUAAAUGUUUUGUACUUGAUUUCCAAUAACACUGAUUUUAUUGUUUUAGAUCAGCGUAUCCCUUGGGACUCCCUGAGGAGUUUGCAUUUGUGGCCGUGCUGCGCAUGAGUGGCAGCACCAUCAAUAAAAAGUGGAAUAUCUGGCAAAUGCAGGAUGUGAAUGGCAAUGAACAGCUGUCUGUCAGACUCAACGGGGAGUCCAGGACUGUGGAGUUUACCUUCACAGCGCUGGAUAAAGAGAGGCAGACUGUUGUUUUCAAACCUGCAGCUUCUCUAUUCAACGACCAGUGGCAUAAAGUCCUGUUUGAUGUCAGCAGGCGCUCUGUCACCCUCUAUGUGGACUGUGCCAUGGUGGGUUCUCAAAGUAUACCACCUCGACAGAAAGUCAGUCUGGAUGGAUUUACUCUGAUUGGAAAGCUCAAGGACAACCCGGUGAUGGCAGUACCGGUACGUACGCACACUUUCUUAGGUCAAAUAUGAAGGCUUUGAUUUGGUCUUUUGGCUCACAUCCAUACAGACGGACAUGGUUCUGAAAUUUUUACCGUAACAAACUAAAAGUUCAUCAAUAAAGCUGAGGAAAACUUGAGAAGCAGUUUCUCAUCUAGACAAUAUUUGUCUGUCUUAUAUUCUGAUUGGAUCCCUUGAUUUAGUUACAGCCAGCAAACUUUGACUAGUUAGUUAGUUAGUUAGAUAGAUAGUUAUCUUGAUGGACAGUUGGACAAUGCAAUGCAUAUUACAUAAUACAGCCUUAACCUGUUAAAAAUACGCUGUUGUAUUUGAAGUUUCACAUAAAAAUCAUAGCCGUUGUCAUGGUUUCUAACCUCUUCCCUUAAUUAAACUUUUGGUUAAUUAAAGCUCCUAGGAGGAGUUUCUUGACCUUUAUAAAAUCGACUUAAAUUCUGCCUUCUAAUGAUGCCCAAAAGCAAACACAUCUAUAAUCAAAAAGACAGAUUUUUAUAUCCCUGUUUUAUCAUCUAAAACUCAAAUGAGGUAGUAAGUCCGGGCCUUGCAGCUGUAGACACAGCCCUGCUUUUAUCAUUUUCACAUAAAAUAAUCACAAUGAAUUAUAUGUUUGACUGUCAAAAAUCAGCAGGAUGAGAUUUGUUAAGUUAAGCCACUCAUUAGUCACUGCUCAAGCAUGUAGCUGACAGGAUAAGAGAUUGCUUUGUCCACAGGGGGGCGCCAAGACUGACACAAACCAAAAGUUCCUAACAGGAGCUUAAAAAAAGGGGAAAUAAAGGUGAUAUAAAAUAAGUGUUUUAAAAGUACAAAAGAAGACCAAAGGAUAAAGAUUUACUCCGAGGUUAUAUAAUCAAAACCAAGAGCUGCAGAACAUCAUACAGUAGAAAAAAUGCUCACAUUUCUGAUCUUCUUUUACCUACCCUUUAUGCUUUUGUUAACCUGUCAUGGCAUGCCUUUAAAUUUAGUUUACUAAGGUCUGUGCUUCAAGCAAAAUACAAAAUGAUGUAAAAAAUGUGAUAAAUGCAGAUUUAAGUGCAGAAAUUAAACCUCCUGUGCGGAACUGUCUAUCUCUAUUGAAUUGUCAUCCUGGGUGAACAAAGUAGUAAUUCUUCUAGUUUUUUAUUCUCAUGAAAGUGGUGUUAAAUGACAAAAAAAAUCUCUUUAUAUUGUUGUUUUAUGGUUAAAUCAAUCACCUACCCCCUCACAGCAGUUACAGACUUUAAACAUUACUAUGUAGGAAGUAGAAAUUGUCUUUUUGUCAGUGGUCUAUCACCAUUUACUUCAGUCUGUUCUGUAACCAAUCAAAAACUCCUAAAACAUAGCAAUAAAAGCAUAAACCAUUAUAAAUAUUGCAGGAAAAAUGUUUCUACUGUUAAAAGAAAACUAUGAAUUGCAUGAUCUCUCAGUCUUAAAGUGUAGCUUACAUUCCUUGACUACUGUUUUGUUGUGCAGAUAAGAUGAGUUUCUGCUUAUUCUCCUGGGGAUCCUACAAAAGUCUGGCAAUCCUCGGGUUUCUCACCCUCCUGUUUGGUUUGUCCAUUGUUGAAGUCUGCAGCAUCUCCAUUCAGGCCUCACUGACAAAUAUGUGGAAUUUCUUGCAGGCUUUAGUCAGGAAUAUGUUGCACCAAGGUUUAAGCAUCCUGCAGCACCAAGCAGGACCCAGACCCCUUUGUUGUGCACAGUUAUCCACAAAAGCAUAUCAUACAUCACUGCUCCCUGCUUUUACCUGCACUUACAAUACAGACUCUGGUUACAUAAAUCAGUGGUAGUGCUUUAGUUUAUUACUCACUUGAUGUUUGGUAUUGUUUUGUUUUUGUAGUUUGAACUCCAGUCGAUGCUGAUUCACUGCGAUGUCACACGGGCUCGAGCAGAUGCAUGUUAUGACCUCCCAGCCAGGACACUGGUAAGAGGAAUGUAAAUAACACAGUAAAAAAUGUAUAUUACGAUAAAUGAUGUGGUUAAACUGGAUAAGCCUGAGUCACUGCUAUUGGAGAGUAAACAAAACAAGCAACAUUCAAAGUGUGUGCAUAAAUGUUUUUUAUUUGCUCAACUUCUUCCCAUCCAAGGGUCGAAAAAUGAGUAGAGAGGAGACUUGAAUUUACUUUACUUUUUAUCUACAUGACAUUUAACUCAACUGUAUUUGUGUAGCACCUUUCCUACAUAAAUGAAGCAGUCCACAGUGAUUUAAAAAAGAUAGGAAGACAGAAAAUAACAGGAACAGAUAAAACAAGAGAGAAGAUGGUUAUAAAGAAUAAAAUCUGUAAAGGUUUAAAGCAAAACUGAAGUUUCAGAAGAUGGGGUCAAAGCUGCAGUUAAAUGCCCCGCUAACCCCGUCCAUUGGUGCUGUCUGCACUUAAGCCCCUCCCCUUCGUGCCCCCCUCUAAACCCUCCAAUCCCUUCCUGAAUCCAACCACUGCAUGAAUAAACAUGAGCCCCUGAUGCCUCCAGGACCUCGGACGGUCUAGAUAGCUGGAGCGGAUUCAGUUGGGUUGUUUUGUCAGGGGCUCCCUCAGCCCAACAAAUCCCAGAGAAAGGACUACUUUUUCACCUUUCCUGUCCACGGGGAGAUCAUGGCUCGGGCCCCCAGCUUUAGAGGGCCGCUGCUGGUUCUGCUUCUCCAGCUUGUCCUUAUCUGCUCCGCUCAAGUAAGACUCAUUGUUUCCUUCUCUGUCUCUGUGGUGUCUCUUUUUGUCUCUGUAGGUUGAUGUGACUGAGGUGCAGGUGAGUGUCCUCCUGCUGCAGAAUGCAAAGUAAAAAACUUUGGUGAGAUUGUUAAGUUUGGAAAAUGUAGAAGACAUCUGCACUAAAAAAGUGGAGGGUGUGUCAUUUGUUUAGUAUCUCAUGAAAGUUUUAUAUCACUGCUGUUUAAUUCUGCAAUAAGAAAUGAGUGAUGUUAGAGAUCUUCAUGUAUCUCAAAGGCAGUCUUGUCCUCUGACAUACAACACAAGGCAGCGCACCUGUUCUUGUACUUUCAUAUUGUUUGUGCAGCAGUAUGUCAGUGUGAGAAAAAGGCUAAAAAUUGGUCGUUUUUCUCAAGUAUCAAAUCUUACACUCUCUUUUUUCAUUGUUACUAUUUCACCCAGAGGAGUGAAGGAUCUGCUGGCCCUCCUGGACCUGCAGGUGUCCCAGGAAUUGAUGGCAUCGCUGUAAGAGCUCUGUAACAAUGUCCAAACAAUGUGCCACAUACUCUGCAGACAGUUUCCUAUUUGCUCAAACUGUGUCUGUUUGUCUUAGGGGGAAAGAGGAGACGACGGCGAGGAUGGUCCUUCUGUAAUUAAAACCUUUAUCAAAAUUAAAUUUAACCUCUUUAUUUCUGUCUCUUCACUGAGGGUCUUUCUCUGACUCAUGUGUAUGUGAAUCCUUUGUUUCCAGGGACCUGAUGGAGAUGCAGGUAAACCCGGAUCAUCAGGCUUACCUGGAAUUCCUGGAAACGAUGUAAGUGCUCAACAUCUGAUCUGUUAUGUAUAUAAAAAGUGUUUGCUGGAUUAGUAAAAUCAACCCACAAACAAAGUGCCCAAGGAGGAGAAGUGCUGCAGGUGGUCUUAUUUCCAUAAAGUCUGUGUCUCUGUUUAUAAAACUCAAAAGUGAUAAGUGAGAUUUUAAAUUAAGCCGAGAAUCUGUGUGCAAAAACGUGAGGAAUUUAUCGAACAGAAGCCCAAAUUUCCUUUGUAACAGGGAGUGUAAUUAAGUCUGCUCCCUUCAGAGUUUAAAGUAGGGUUAGAAAAACAUCUACACACAUGCUGCUGCUGCUGCUGAUUGACUGACAAAAAGACACACUGAUGAAUCCAGCUCAGUUUGAAGUCUUAUUUCAACCCUCAUUCAAAAUGUAUUCUUAAGAAAAAGUCUAAAUUGAUUUUUUUUUGUGCUUUUGAGUUCGUCUUGUGAUAUCUACCAGGACUCCUGAAACAAAAGCAGCUUUGUUCCCUGACUGGAGUUAUUAUCUCCUGCUGAAAAUCCACAAAACAGUGUGGAAUGAUUUCUUUCAGAGCGCUUGUUUGAAAUGAGGCGGAGGAAUGCUGCUCGCUGCUUAGUUUGCAGUCUGAAAGUUUUGCCCUCUGCCCUGGUGCUGACGUUUUCUGUGUGCCUGAGAAGUUGAACAUGCUCUGCUGGAUGUCCAGAAAGGGAGAUUACACCCCAGUGUGACUCAUGAGCAUGACAUUUUGGUGCAAUAUAUAUAUGCCUAAACUUUCCAAGAGGAGGGGUUUGUUAUAUGAGUAAAAAUCUCUGAUGAAUAUGUACGGCUCCUCCCACUGGUGUACGAUCAUGUUAUGAUGUAAUAUAUGGAGGUAGGAAAGGCAGUACCUGUUGAGAUGGAGGGUACAUUUAAGACUUGGAUUUUGUGAAUUAAGUUUUAUCUUUUGGGGUGUAAUUUGCUAAAUGGAUCGAACUUUUUUUUGGCUAAAAAGUUUUGGUGGUAGUUGAAACAAAACUUUAACCAGCCCCUCCUUCUUUAAUUCAGUCACUGCAUUUCCUGGAGCUUUGUUGUGAUGUUUUCGUUAAGCCUUAUGUCUCUUCUCUGCAGGGUUUGACCGGCCCUAUUGGAGAUCCCGGGCCUGAUGGUCCCCCCGGACAGAAAGUGAGUGACUAAUGAGCCUUUGCCUUUCCUGCUUCACAGACUGUCAGUGAAACGGUGCCAAGCUGCUGUCCAGUUUUUUGGCCUGGCAGCAAGCGCUGCAGUGCAUAAACCAAUUCCUCGUGACAAAUGAGACUUAAUCCUGCGAGUCUUCUGUGUAAUCUCCGUGGGGAAUGAAGACCCAACAUGAGUUCUCAUUAGACCAAACACUGCUGGGUCAAGUGUGCCCAAUGCAGUCAUGUGAUGAGUUGCAGGAAUGUUAACUGGGAGCGUCUGCAAGCUAAUAUAGCUCAAUUCAACCUGAAGUGUUUCCGUGUUUUCAUCAUCUUUAUGUUUCUAAUCUUUUGAUGUUCCUCUUCUAGGGAGAACCUGGAAAACCUGGACCUCGUGGAACAGCUGUGAGUAAUCUGAAUUGGUUGAUCUAAGCAUCAGUAUAACUAUGACCAUCUCACAUUUAACGCAUUAAUCACUGAGUCUGCAUGUGUUUAUCUUUCUUUAGGGCGUUGGGCCAGAUGGACCUCCUGUAAGUAAAUUAUUAACGCAGCUACGCACAAGAUCUUUAAAGUUUUCGCAAUUUUUAACAGAAACGGGUUAAUAUUGAAAAUGUGAUGUGUACCUUUGAACAGGGACCACCUGGACCUGGAGGACUCCUUGGUGAAGUUGGAAAAGUUGGACCACCUGUGAGUAAAGACAGACACAUGUGUGUUAGGUGGUGUUACUGGAAACUACAGACUGGAAAAUACACUAAAACACAAUCAUGAGUGCAAGCCAAGCUUAAGCUAUCUGCACUGUUCAGCUCUACAAACUCACAGUCCUUUGUAUUAAUGUGAACACCAACUUUUAACACACAUGAUCGCAGACCGUACACACUCUGUGCACCAUCUAAUCAACAUGUACCCGGUCAAAAAGUGUGUAAUCAUCUUAUCAUUUAAACAUUUUGUUAUCAAAUUAAAGAUUCAUGGAUUCUUUAAUAUUUCAGAGAGUGAUUAAGAUUUAAAAUAUCAACACAAAUGAUAAAAUAUUCAGCAUUUCAUCUUGCCUCUGGAUACGGUAUAACCCAGAAUUAUAUUUACUUUUUAAUUUGGACUUAUUUUUAUUGUUGGUUUAUUUAAUUUUUAACUUUGCCUUGUGGCUGUAACUAUCAACAUCAGCAUACACUGCAUUGAAAGUAUAAUUUUUGAGUUAGUCUGCAAUCAGUGUUAAGCUCUUAAAGGUGCAGUAUGCAACAUUAAAUGAAAAAUACAAUAAAAUAUUCAUGAGCAUGUAAGCAAAUAAUCAACUUAAUGUAAAAAUAAUUGUGUUUUGGUUCACUUUGAAUGAGCCUGUUAUAGAUGCAUAGGAGUUGGUCACCUUCUGUUUUGCACUGCCAUGUGUCGCAGUAUUUUGCAAAAUGAACUACUUAGAAGAAGAAGAAGAAAGAGGAGAGAGGUGUUUUAGUGUGCAAAAUGACCUGUGCUGACAGAUAUUGUGAUGGUAAAAACCUGACAAAUGAAGAAUAAUACUUAUUAUCAUGCAUCAUAAAAGCUUUUUGUCCUUGAAAGCCACCGUCACACAAAAAGCGGGGUGGGCAGGGUAGCGUUUAAAUUAAGAAUCUGACUACAAGAUAUUGCUAAAUUUUCCUCUCUGUACACUCUGUGUCUAAAAUGUUCAAUAAGCAUCAUUUUGUCCUAAAUAACAAACAUGUUUAUGCUUCAAGUGUCAAAUAAUAACUUGAAUUCAAAUUAAACGAGUCUUUGCUCAUUAAAUGUUCGAGUGCAGAGAGCAAAAUUAGCACUCUUAUUUUCUGUACUGCGCAGUAAAGGAGGGCCCAGUUCAUUCAACUCUGUCUGUUUAUUUCCUGACACAUUUUGUCUCUUUCCACAGGGGGCCAUGGGCGUGAGGGGACCACAGGGACCUCGGGGACCAACAGGGCCCAGAGUGAGUGACACCGCUCAAUUCAGCUCACAAGAUUAGCUAGUGACCUUAAAUUUUAAAAAGAGAGGAAGCUGAGAAAUUGGAGUGGCUUUGUUAGAUAUGAGGCCUCAGGACAGGGCUGCAGUCUUUGGAUUAAGAUAUUGAAAUCUCAUGUAAAUUUCAGGGUGCAGCUGGGAUGCAAGGCAGUGCUGAACUGGUGAGUUUUAUCUUCUCUAUUCUGGAGAGUAUCAUUUCUAUUUUUUUUGCAUGUGUUAUCGAGAAUGUCAGCUGACUCUGGUGUUGUUGUUUAGUGUCCAAACUCUUGCCCACCUGGGACCCCUGGACAUCCUGGCCUCCCUGGCAUGAAGGUGAGAAGCAGAUUAUUCCCUGUUGCACUAAAAUCACAUUUAUGUCCCAGAAUGCAUGGAGCUAAAUGCGUGUGUCUUUUCUAUUUACUGUAUUUUAGGGUCACAAAGGUGUCAAAGGUGAAGCAGGGGAGCCUGGGAAACAAGGUCACAAGGUAAAAUAAGUUCAUCCCAUGUUUUUAACCCUACGGCAAAAAAAUUAAAGUCUCGAGAAAUGCAGUAAAACAUCCACAACAACAACAGUGUGAAUUUAUUCUCGCAUUAAACAGCAAAAGUAGACCCUUAAAACAUAAAUUUUCCCCCACAACUGUCACACAUGCCAAGACGUUCCACAUCAGGGGAAAUUAUGCACAGUUUAGAUGUGAAAAAAGAAGACAAGUAUUAUUCGGCUGCUCUAUUUCAAAAGGAAGUGAUACACGCCUUUCUGUAAUGCCUGUGACUCCUUGUAAUGCACAGAGGAUGAUUCAUUUGAAAUGAUGUUCAAGCACAACUGCCCUCACUCUGUAAUGUGUCUAUGCACUAUAUAAAUGGAAAUGAGUCCAGGCCCAUCUCCCUUUAUCACCUCAUGCCAGGGUAUGAUUUACUGUCAGCCUGCGCCCCGUCUCUGAGAAUGAUUUUCUCCUCCACUAGAACUUUCAUUUGAGGGACCCUUUUGCCUGUUUUUCCACACAGAAAUUCACACAUUUGAGCUAAAAGUUAACAACCUGACAAUCAGAUGUUAUGCCAGGGUUGGGAGUUAAUCGUUUACGGUUUACGGGAAGAAUAUUGAAAUCUGAAAUAUUUAUGUUUUUUAAAGAUUGCACCUCGACACACGACUAUAGGUGCACACAGAAACAUGGAGCGUUUUGCUUUGUAUUGGAAAAUAAGCAGACACAGCGGCGUGAUAGCACAUUACAACACCUUCACGACUUCAAGACUCAGAGACAUUUCAAACCUUCCUAAUGAUGAAAAAAAAACAGGAAUUGAGAGCACCUCUUUUCAUGAUUCAACAGAAAGGCUUAAACCACAUUUCAAAAAAACUUUGUCUCUGUUUGAAGAUGUUAAAUUACAUUUUUUAGAGGAGACAAUCAAGCAGAAUUCAGAGCAGGCAACACUCACUUGUUCCCUUGCAUAAUGUUAAACGUGUAAUAUUUGAUUAUAAGUACUGUAAUGUUUAUACUUCUUAAUGGUGAACUGUAAUACACAUAAUUAAAAGAAGAAAUUGCCUUCUUAAUGAUAGAAAACUUGCACAACCUCGGGCCACAAGCACUAUCUGUCUUAAUGGAUAAGCCCCCUCAGGUCCAGACUGUCUGCACAUAAACUAUUUUUUAUUCAUGAAGCAGGAGAACUUUAAUUUGGAGUUAAAUCGUCUGCUUUUCCCUCGUUGCAAUCAAUUAAAAAUGGGUUUUAUGUUUUUCAAAUUAUGAAACAGCUGAUAGGAGGAGUCUGAGUAUAAAUAUUUCUGCAGAGGAGAACAUCAUAUGGGACGCUGAUGUUCUUUUUCUCUUGUAAUGCAGUUAAAUAUGAAGAUCUGAUCGUUGUCAUGUUAAUGUUGUCUCUUCAGGGCGAGGAAGGAGACCAGGGAAGCCCAGGAGAGGUUGGAUCUCAAGGUCCAACGGUUAGAAUCUGUAUUUAUAACAUGAUAUCAACCAUUUUUAAAGCAGCAUGUUAUCCUUUGUCGGCUUCGCUCUGUUUUCUUCUCACUCUUGGUUGUCUUUUAUGAUUUCAGGGUCCUCAAGGACUCCGUGGAGCGACAGGAAUGAUGGGCUCCAAGGGAGAGACGGUAACUGCUUUAACCAUUUGCAGCAUUAAAGUGUCUCUUUGUUUUUAAAUUCAGCUUUGAUGAUCCUAUAUGUCUCUAUUUUUUAAUCAGUCCCUCUGUUCUCUUGCAGGGAGCUCGAGGUCUUGAUGGAGAGCCAGGUCCUCAGGGUGUUGCAGGCGCUGCUGUGAGUUUGACCCACAAUACAAGUGCUUUUACUCUUGCAAACUAUCAGGUGUGCAUGGACAGUUUAUGACAAAAUGUUUUAUUUUCUAGGGAGAUCGAGGCCAGAGGGGCGUGAUGGGUGAGCCUGGGCCUAAAGGUGAAACGGUCAGUAGCGAAUCAGCUGUAGAAAACGAACCUGUAGUUGCUUGAUUGUAAAAGUUAAACUCACAGUUUUGUGUGUUGUUUCUUUGUUGUUCAGGGCGUUCUGGGACCGAGGGGAAUCACAGGACUGCCAGGGCCCAAAGGAGAGGGUGUGAGUGUCUAAUUAGAGAGUAUAAAAAAGAGCUUCAAUGAUCAGCUAGACAACAUACUAAAUUUGUGCUUUUUGUUACCAGGGUUUGCCAGGUGUUGAUGGACGGGAGGGUAUUCCUGGGAUGCCGGGAGCAAAGGUAGAGUAUUAUUUUUGCGUCUUUGCUCAUUAAACAUGUCAAAUUUGAUAAAACAGUAAUAAUACUAUGAACCUAAUUAUAAAUAGAGAGGAGAUGAAGAAGAAGUAACAGACAGCUAGUGGGCCAGCUGUAGCUGCAUUCAAGGGGAUGAUUCAGCACUUUUAAAACUGAUGUUUGAGAUUAAUGUGAAUCCAAACUCAACAUGAGAGCUUGUACCUCCUAAAGUUACCAAUAAGCUGAACAUUUACACUUUCUGACUGUUGUUUCCUUCACUUUUGUGAUUUACAAUCUGUGUGACACUUAGGCUAAGUUCACACUGCAGGUUAUGAUGCACAAUUCGGAUUUUUUGUUAAAUCCGAUAUUUUUGUGCGGUCGUUGACAUUACAAAAACCAAUAAGGCAUCUAAUGUGAAUGGAAUGCGUCCGUGAAGUGACCUGCAUGCGCACAAAGCACAUAUUGCUCUCCGCGCCUGUGUGUGUUGUUGAACAAUCGUGACAUUUGGCGCAUAUUGAUGACGUAUAGGUCGGAUGAACGCGACCUGAGCAUCCACACUGCAGUCACAUCAGAUAGAUAUUCGAUUUAUAUCCACAUACAAAAGAGGCCUGGGUCGGAUUUGAAAAAAUUAGAAUUGCACUGUUCAAGCUACUGUUUUGAAGAAGGAAAAACAAGUCACUUUUUGUAGUGGUGGCUUAUAAAUAUGUGUAUUUGACUGGUCACCCUGUUUGAGGCAGUUUCCAGUCCUGGGAUCAACAUUCUGGCUGUUCAAAGCUCUUAACGCACUUAUAAGCUUCAUUUAUUCACUGUCUGUUUCUCCACAGGGAUCCAUUGGGAAGGCAGGCGCUCCUGGAGAGGUCGGACUUCAGGGGCUUCCUGUGAGUAUGACCUUUGAACCCCAAACUGUCAAGACUGACACUGAUUGGAUGCACCUGAAUAAACCCACCGAGAGCACUUUUAAAGCACCAUUGCACAUCUGCACGUCUGUAAUGCAGUAAUAAGCUGUGAGAGGAUGUUCAUGCAUCCUGUACUCUGAAGUAGACAAUAAAGUUAAAUUUUUUUUUCUCUAAGGUGAAAUUUAUCCAGUUUAGCUCCAUCCCUCUAACUCCUUUACCAGGCUGUGAAGUGUAAUCACCAUCUUCUUUAGGAGAGAAGAGUGAGACAUAUGUUUUUCAGCCCUCUAAUCUUAGAUUAGCCUAAUGAAUGGCACUAAUGGGAAUCAGUUGGCAGACCGUGGCAUUAAGACAGAUCUCUCAGGUGUAAAAGUCAUCACCUGAUUUAAAUACCCCGAGCACUUUAAUCACCCUAAGCUUUUAGGGGUCAAAAGCUCAAACCAAUAUAUAUUUUAUCCCUUAAGCCUGCAGCCUCGAGGCUCAAGUGUUUCUCUCAGUGAAGGACUGACACCUUUUCCUCCUUGUCCCUGCUGCUCACAUCCCUCAUAGAUAUAUUCUCUGUUUUCAGGGUUUGCCUGGUUCACCGGGACCAAAAGGACUGGGCGGCUCUAAGGUGGUUUUCUUUCUCAGUAGAUUAUCAGUGAUUUCAUGUAUUUCACCCCCUUCACUUUCAAAUGCUGAUUCAUGCUUUUGUCCCUACAGGGAGACUCUGGUCAGCCAGGCCUUCCUGGAACAAUGGGGUCUGCUGGGAAAACAGUAAGUAAGAGCAGCACUCGCUGGAAGCUGUUAUUACCUUUGUUGUCACCUCUGAUGUGUGACUGACUGUGUCACUUUCCCAUCACACCACAGGGUGAGCGUGGAGACCAGGGAGAAGUGGGACCUGUUGGACCUAUCGGUGAACCCGUGAGUAUUUCUUUCCCUACUUGAAAUCCUUCUAGUCUCAUUUUGUUUCACAAUCUUUCUCUUUAUUUUGUUUAUUUGAAACUCAUCUCCUUUAUUUUUUCUUAUCCAAAAGGGAGAUGUUGGCGAGCAAGGUCCUGUGGGUUCAGCUGGCAAGCUGGGUGCAAGGGUGAGUAACUAUACCUUCUAAUCAGUUCACAAUUCUUUUUUAUGCAUUUUCAUCAUUUGUGUCUGUUUUCAUUUGAUUUCCUGAAUUAAUCUUACAAUAAUCGUACUAUUUUUAAAGUUCAUCUGUCCAAGUUUAUUCUACUAUCUUAAAACCUAAACUUCUCUGUAUUAAAUCGCCUCAUCAGAGCUUCUGAGAGGAACUUAUUUCUGCCAUGCACUGUUUAUAUUCACUAAUAUUGAUAAUAUGGCCUUUGUUUACUGAAAAACAGUUUUUCUACGUGUUAAUAUUCAGCUAUUUUUGUUAAGAGUCAGUGUAAUUAAAGUCAAAAUAUGUCCAAAUGACAGACACUGUAUUUUGCUCAGUGGUUGAGUUACUUCCAUGUCACAUGUUGGUCAUGUGACUUUGCAAUAGUGUGAAAAAAAUAAAAACAAAAAUGAAGGAAAUAUUGAUAGAAUUAAGUUUAAAAGUAUUAACUGAUAUAAAGAUAUCAGACAAAAAAACACAAUAACCAGCAUAGGCAAGAUUACAGUGAGUGUCAGCUGUGGUUCAUUUGUUAUUUGCUUUUGCAGGUCAUCAAGAUUGUUGAUUUAAGUAAACUGUCUACUGAUGCAGAUUUUUUAGGCCAAUACUGAUACCAUUUUUAGUCGCUGAUGAGACCGAUAUCCAUUAACAGUAAAAAUCAUAAUCUUUCUGUCAGUAUUUAGAAUUUGGAAUAUUUCAAACUCCAACACAAAACUUUGCUUAUAUGUCUUUCGUAAAUGUUUAGCCAGAACUAAAAUGUGCAUCAUCAUAUAUGAGAGUUAAUAGAUAUGUCACGAGGUCAUAUGAUUUCCAGCCAAUCAGAAAGUGUUGUGGGUGGGACAUUAGGGGGGCAAAGAGUUUUAAAUGACUGAUUUCAUCAAACUAUAGAGACAUUAAGGUAUAUCCAUAGCUUUCUUUUUAAAACACAAGGCAAAAUAUAACAUAAACCUUUAUGAAAAUAAACUCCCAAACAGACGUGCCAAUCAAUAACUAAAGCUUUUACUUUGUCACUUUGAAUGAGAGGAGCUAAGAAGGAGAGAAGCUGCAGAGUGUACGGUCCUGGCUGUUGUUUCAGAGGAAUGUCUCAGAGAAUAGAGCGGGGCUGAAUCUCACAUGAGGUCUAUUUUCACAGUAAGGGGAGACUUGUAAGCAGCGGGCUGAAUGAGCUCUCUGUUCUGCUGACAUUCCUCAGACAGUGGGUCAGUGAUCAAAGCGGAGCGGAGCACAGAAACAGGUCUGAGAGAAUAAGGGGUGAUGCCGAGCUGUGUUCAGAUACUAUUAUCAGGAUCAAUAUCAGAAACACUGACAGGCGUUUGGGAAACUGCAUUGUGGUUUUUAACUCAUUUGAAGGUGAAUUUUGAUGGAAAAUUGCAAUGCUUUAUAAUACCUUCAGUACUUGCAGUAUACAGUAUAAUAGCAUCAAUGAAACUUAGAUACUUGUAAAGAAGUAGUUAAAAAGAAGAGCAUUCAAAAGGAAAAAUAUUAAGGCACACUUUUGUUGUGUUCAGCUCAAAGUUGAUUUUCAGACUCACGGGAUGAGCGUGUUUAUUUAUCACAGGGACCCAAAGGUGACCCCGGUCUUCCUGGUCUCCCUGGUCCUCCUGGCCUGCCUGGAGUGAAAGGAGAGAGGGUAAGACGACACCACAGUCUCAUUCAGAGACCUUUUUAAAUACUAUUGUUUUAGAAAACAACACAGACAUGCUUGACAACAAACAGCUGAACAGCUCCCUCUAGUGUGAACUAAUGGAAAUAUUUGAGCUUUUGAACUCUGCAUGCAACAACAACCUGCUAACACCUCUGUUUGUGUGACACAGGGAGAACGUGGAGAAGCAGGACCUAAAGGAGAGUCGGUAUGAAAUCCUAAAAGCGAAUAUUAAUCCUCUUUGUUGUGAUACUACAUAGAAAAAGCUGCUGGACUGAUUUGGAUUUGUUUUCAGGGAGAACAAGGUGAUGAAGGGAAUCCUGGAGACAAAGGGGAUGUUGUAAGUUUUGCACCAAGUCAAACACUUUUUAUCUGAGUAGUUCUCAUCCAGAAUCUCACAAGCUUGUCUGCGUUCCCCUUCUUUGUCUCUACAAAUGGUUUAGGGAGAUUCAGGAGAGUCUGGAGCUAAAGGAGAGGUGAGUUCACACUGAAUUUUUGCACCUUUACUCCCACUGUUCCCUCGGUUUUCAGGCUGUAAUGAUUAUGCUGCAGCUGUGUAAUAACUUUUCUGGUCUGGUACCUUUUUCGGCGUGAAGGUCGGAAACCCAGGAGAGCCCGGCAGAAGAGGUCCUGAAGGAAGUAGAGGGCAGCCUGGUGUCGAGGGGCCGCCCGGCUCACCUGGACCACGGGGCAUGCAGGGGAACAGAGGAGUUCCUGGAGUCAGAGGGACUCAGGGUCCAGCGGUAUGUCUGCAAAAAGACUCAAAUAAAAGGACAGCGCCAGAAAUAGUCCAGGAACUGAGUUGAGGAGAAAGAGGGUCCUUUUAAAACUCUACAGACCUUUACAGUGAAGUGAUUUUGAGCUACAAGAAACCCGUGAUUGUGGUUACUGUCAGUUUGGAUUUUAGUUUUUGUUCUUUAUAGUACCUCAUUAUAUUGUAAUAACCGUGUUUGUUUACCCGCUUUAAAGCAGCAAAAUAGACUGUCUGGGGUUUUAUGUUGUAAAAAAAAAAAGAGACCGAAUCUAAAUUACACACAUCAAACCUUCGAUUCAUUUGGCACAAACUUCUCUACUUUAAAUUCAUUGAAUUCGGUAUUUCAGUGUUUCUGCAGCAGUUGCCUGAAGGAGCUGCAGCUGUCAGGUAAAAAGAAGGCUCUCUUAUUUCAUGAUGUUAACUGCCUUUAUUAUUAAUCACCUAUCUGAGUUAAAUACUUGAUUCUGAUUGGUCAAAACCUCUUAACAUAAGUUAUCAAUUCUGAAUAACAAAGGCAACACGAGGGACAACAUCACAUAUAUCAAAUCAAUCUUCAAGCCCAUCUGUGUACGAUUCAUGAUAUCAUCAAAAUGUUACUCUUAUCUGUGUUUAAGUACUUUACUUUAGAUCACACCAACUCCACAGUGAGAUUUUGGCUUUACUUGAGCACAACAAGGAUACGUCUGCUUUAUGUGACCAUCACAAGACAUGCAUGAAACACCUGUUGUCAACAUCUUGCUGUAGAAAUGACGCAAACAUUAGGAAGCAACAUGAAACGCUUGAGGUGUUUGCAUUACAGAGUCUGAUUUUCAGGGUUCACUUCAAGUCUUCUUAUUUCUGUGUCCUUUUUGCACAGCAGCUGGUCGAUUAGCCAUUUACUAUCUAAAAAUCUUGGAAAACAUAAUCAGAUAUGGCCCCUGGUAAGGUGGAGGGUGCACACUUUUAUCUUUGUAAAAUUUUAGCAGCAUUUACUUCAUGGUCACCUGUGAUCUUUAACUCGCUACCAUGGUAAAGCGCACUUAUUCAAUCCUGUCAAACAGAUGUCAGCAUUAAAAUUCCAAAAUUAAGACUUCAAAAGGAAGUUUCACUAACUUUUUGGUAUGAUCUAUGUCCAUAAAAAAGGAAAUCAAUUAUACCAAGUCUCCACUCCAAAAUUUCAACUUUCGAAGAGCAGAAAGAAAUGUUUCUUUAAGCUUCACCUCAGUACACUUUGAGUUCAUUAGACAGGUUCAACAAGCCCAAGGGCAGAACAAUUUUCUUCACCCACAGAGAAGCACGUCGGUAAAAUAGUGUUUCUGUUUUCACUUGAUAACACUCGUGUGGAGUCUUCUCGUAAAUGUUUUAGACAUUGUCAUGAAAUCUAUUAAGUCAUCUCUCUCCCUUCCAGGGUAAGGAGCCGAGUGAUCAGCACAUCAGACAAGUUUGCAUGCGAGUCAUGCAAGGUAAGAACUGAUAGGCCUUUGACCCCGUUUAUCAUUCCCCGAUGCCUCGUUUCCUCGAGUUUAAUCUUCCCCAGAAUGCCUCAUUACACCACCACACAUAGAGCCGCCCCUUCUUUUGUCUCAUUGAUCGGGGCGGUUGCUGAAUCCUCCCCGGUUCAAAACAGAAAAGCCUCAUAACCAGAACAUGAAAUAAGCUUCAGCCUUUGUUUGUGUGAUGGAUGAGAGAUUCCCUCUCUGAGCUGCAGAAACGUCUCACUCAAGUCACAACCUCUGUUCUCUUCAUUCUGUUGCUCUUACGUCUUCACAACUCAUCUCCUAUACUCAUGAUUUUUUUAUAGCCCAUGUGCUGAAAAAUUAAUUUCACCUCCAGCAGACCUGCACUCCUCCGCUCUGAGCAAAGAGUCUGCCUGGAAAGGAAAUCUUAAAAAAGAGCAGUUGAGCAGCGGCUGCAUGAAUUUUCAUCAGCAGCCAGAAAAUUCCAAUUUCAAGUGCAAAAUACCAGCAGCAAGGAACCAUGGGAGAUUAAUAUGAGAUCCUUUGCAUCGUGGACACAUUUCCGACUGCUCAUUGCUGAAAUAAAGAGCAUUAUCUCCUCUCUGCUCAAUCUACCGAGCUUGUAUAGAAAAAGGUUGAAAAACAGGAGCAACUCGAGGGAUAACAUGCCCAUAAAUUCACCUCUCUCUACUUCACAUUCAACUCAACAGCAAAAGCUGAUGGACCAUCUCCUCUGUGAGAGCUGCUUUGGGCUUUCAGAGAUGAGCCUCCUUAAGCUUCGGAAUGAUUUAUUACAAAGUAUUCCAUCUUCAAAAGGUCCCCUGACGUCUGUAAACUACAGCUGUUAGAAAACAGUACGUGUUCUGUGUCUGAUAGUUGACCAGGUUCUUCUUCUUCUCUCUGUUUGUGCUCCGACAGAACAACUGGCUCAGCUGGCUGCUAGUUUGAGGAGACCAGAGUCUGGUGUGGCUGGUUUACCUGGGAAACCUGGACCCCCAGGACCUCCUGGAGCACCAGGAGACAAUGGCUUCCCAGGGCAGGCUGGAACAAGAGGCCUCCCUGGACUCAAAGGGCCGCCAGGACCCUUGGGAGUAAAAGGACCUAAAGGUAAUGAAAGCACUUAUAAGUAAACAUCAUCGAAAACAGUGAUAUGUUUGUCUCUGUUGAUUAUAUUCGUAAAGAUAUGGACCUGGCCUUUUAGUUUUAUAUUAAAGCCAUAGACUGUAUAUAGAAUAGAUGCUGUCUGCCUCCUCGCUGGGUGAAGUCACUCCGAGAACAGCACCCUCUGGUGGCGGGCUGCAGUAUAAGUCAUAUUUUUAAGUAAUUUUCUGUACAGCUUCAUUUUUAAAAGUUAUUAGGGGGUUCAUGUUUUCUAUGAUUGACACCUGAUACAGCCUAUGGGUGUACAAGGAUUGCGUUGCUCACCCAGGGGGAUACGCUGUUUAAGCCGAGCGUCAUCACAGUGACUCUCGGCCACUCUCACGAAAAGAGCAGAAAUAAAAGAUUUAACACCUAUUUUAGUUUCAUUUAAGUAGCUAUAGUGCUUUUUUUUUUUUUAAAGACUUUUCAAAAAAGUUAAAAGCUUGGACUUUUAUUUGGUCAGAAUCAGGGCGCUGUGCUGUAUAUUAUGACUUCUGGUUCCAUAAACACAAGAUCGAGUAGCAGAUUGUACCAAACUCUGUGUAAAAAUGGGGGUUUAGGAACUAGUGGAUGAUGUCAAUGACGCUGUGUUCACUCUUGUGUACAAACAUCGUCAUGAAAAACCUAUCAAAUCCAUGUUACAGGUGAGAUGGGAGACAGAGGCUCUAGAGGGCAGACAUCACGAGGACCCAAAGGUCAGCCAGGACCUCCUGGACUUCCCGGUGAGUCGAUUCAACUUUUCCUGCAGUUUUAUCAGAACAAGAAAAUCAAACUGUGAAACUGAGAACAAGAAGACACAAGCAAUGACAGAGUUAAGAGGGUUGUAUUAUUAAUUUGAAGUGAACACUUAAGUUCUUUUAAUCUUUUCUUAACCAGGAAAAAAACUCAGUGAAUUUAAAACUUUCUUUUGUUAAUUGAAUAUCUCGGCUAAGACAGACAGACAGACAGCAGCAAAGUUUCUGACUGACAGGUUUAAUUACACUCAGAACGUUUUAGCACUUUGCACUUUAACUAAAUCCAUCUUUAACCAAACUUAAUCUUCAACUCUUAAACUGACAUUCAUUUGUUCUCUUAAGGCAGAAAAUACAAAAUGAAAGACAGCUAAUGUGAAAGAAGAGUUCAUUUUAACACUUUACCCUGUCCUUCAGAAGUUACUUUCACUUCCAUCCUAAAAUAAACGCUGUUUUCUCAGGUGAACCUGGCAAACCCGGCUACGGUCAGGAUGGUCGGGACGGGCAGAGAGGACCUCCAGGUGUUCCCGGACAGUCCGGCGUUCCUGGUCCACCUGGAUCAGCUGGUCCUAACGGUUACUGUGACCCGUCAGCCUGCAACCUUCCAGCAGGAGCCGCCGUCCAGUCUCUGGAUGUGAAGGGACCUGCAGGGAACUGA
Xyrichtys novacula (pearly razorfish) is the source of this 20742-nucleotide messenger RNA. NCBI's taxonomy places the organism in Eukaryota, Metazoa, Chordata, Actinopteri, Labriformes, Labridae. The record is from the annotation of a GenBank genome assembly.